Molecule: messenger RNA, 857 nt
Organism: Zalophus californianus (California sea lion)
Lineage: Eukaryota; Metazoa; Chordata; Mammalia; Carnivora; Otariidae
Gene: C1H3orf18
Product: chromosome 1 C3orf18 homolog
Exons: 5
Coding region: 313-801 (162 amino acids)
Source: RefSeq, a predicted model, not a curated record
GGCUGCGGGCGGUGCGCUGUAGCGGGCCCAGCCCGCGGCUCCGGGCGCACUGGGAGGGCGGACCUGGGCCCGGACCCGCUGCCCCCGGCCCUGGCCUUCUGCCGAUCGCCACCACCCCUAGCCUCUCCGGCUGAGCUCGGCGCCCCAGAGAGGAUUAACACCCAGGGGACCGGAGAGCUCCCUUUCUCCUGGGAGGUGGCAACCUGGAAGUAUAGCAGGGGCCACAGGCUGGGGUACUACCCAUGUCAGGAGCGAGUUGGCAGGUUGACUGACCACGGGCAGUCUCUCAGCCAGGGCCCUCUCAGCAUCAGCAUGGACUCCAGGAUCCUGCCUGCCAGGGGCUGGCUCAGCAGCCGCCCACCCACCUCUGAGCCUGACCUGGAGCCUGCCACAGAGGGGCCAGCCUCUGAGACCACCACCCUCAGCACAGAAGCCACCAGCUUUAAUGACACCAGAAUCCCUGAUGUGGCUGGUGGUACAGCUGGUGUGGGCACAAUGCUUCUGUCCUUUGGGAUCAUCACGGUGAUUGGCCUGGCUGUGGCCAUGGUUUUGUACAUCAGGAAGAAGAAAAGGCUGGAGAAGCUCCGCCACCAGCUCAUGCCCAUGUACAGCUUCGACCCUACAGAGGAGCAAGAUGAGCUGGAGCAGGAGCUGCUGGAACACGGGCGCGACGCCGCCUCCAUGCAGGCUGCCGCCUCUGUGCAGGCCGCGCAGGGCAAGACCACGCUCCCUUCUCAGGGCCCACUGCAGAGGCCCAGCCGGCUGGUGUUCACAGAUGUAGCCAAUGCCAUCCAUGCGUGAGUGGCCCGAGGACCGGCCCGGACCUCUGAUGAAGACAUCUGCCAUCGUGCCCCUUG